This is a messenger RNA of Chenopodium quinoa (quinoa), 2694 nucleotides long. RefSeq lists its product as uncharacterized. The transcript is spliced from 7 exons. The record is from RefSeq and is a predicted model, not a curated record. The coding region runs from base 408 to 1208 and encodes 266 amino acids. Lineage: Eukaryota; Viridiplantae; Streptophyta; Magnoliopsida; Caryophyllales; Amaranthaceae.
UUCUACGGCUACAUAAACAUAAUUACAGGUUCCUCAAUCACCUGAAACGAAAAAUUGGUAAUAAGGCUCGUGUUAAAGGUUCCAUAUGCAACGCUUAUCUCACUGAAGAGAUAUCAAACUUUUGCUCCAAUUACUUUCAGCCCUCAGUUGACACAAAAACACGAGAUCUAGGUCGAAAUGUGAAUGCUGAUGUGGAAUCCCCGGCUGACAACGAUGAAAUCCCAGAGCUGUUCACGGUGGAUAAGGGUCGUGUGUCAAAUUUGGGUAAAACUCAGUAUUUAGAUGACAAGGAACUCGAACGUGCUCAUUUGUUCGUUUUAAGAAAUACCGGCAUUCUUGGUGAAUACGAAAGGCAGUUUGAGGACUACAUUCUUAGUACUCGAACUUAUUUGCGUUUAGAAGAUGUCAUGGAGAAAUGCGAAAGUGAAUUCCCUGAUUGGUUUCAUCACAAGGUGAGAGAACAAAAACCAAGUUCCGAUGUGUUGCGAGCAUUGUCUAUGAGGCCUUUCAAGCGUGUUCGAACUUGGAACCAGAUAUUUGUCGGUGGCUUUAAUUUCCACACACAGUCCUAUGGAAAACACAAAUCUACGAUGAAUUACGGGGUGUGUGUCUCAAGUGAGGACGGUGGAGAGUACUUUGGCAUUUUAAACGACAUAAUUGAACUUGUCUACACCGGUCCCGAAAAAGAGUACAAGACUAUUUUGUUUAGUUUUAGUUGGAUGGAUUGUGGUAAAGGAAUGAACAUUCAUGAACAAUACAAGCUUGUCGAAGUAAAUCAUACUAAGAAGAAUCCCAAGUAUGAUCCAUUUGUCUUAUCUUACCAAGUGUCUCAAGUGUAUUAUGCAUCUUACCCUAGCCUUAAACGUGAUCGGGUUCAAUGGUGGGCUGUAUUUAGAACUCAAGCAAGGUCAGUGAUUGAUGCUCCGGUGGAUUUAGAGUUUUUGCAGGGUCCUUCCCCACAAGUACAUGCAACGCUUUGUCCACCAAAUGACAUUCCAGACUAUGAACUUAAUAGUGAUGAUGAUGAUGACGAUGACGAUGGCUUUAUUAUCUCAAGCGAUGAAGAAGAAGAAGAAAGCAUUGGCUCCAGUGACAAUGACGAAGAAGAGGACAUCGAUGUAUUUUUAGAAGACACUAGUGAUAGUAAUAAUGAUAGUGAUAAUGAUAGUGGUAGUAGUGAUAAGAGUAAUGAAGAGGAGAAUAUGUAGUUACUCCUUUUACUAUUGUCUUCGAAUGUUUAGUUUUUAAUGACUACUCGGAUUUGUAAUAUUGCAUUACAUUUUUGGUCUAAUUUUAUUAUUUUAAUGUCUUAUGGAUCUAAUUUAUGAAUUUACAAUGUGCGAUUAUGGUACUAACAACUUUUUCAGGUGGUCAUCAUGGGAGGAGGAAAUAAAGGAGAAACGUCCAAGAGGAGAAAGUCUAAGGGGAAAUCUCCAAUUGUACGUGUUGACGAGGAUGAGUCAAUGGAGGAAGCGGAGGCACAUGAUUUGGGGGCCUCUCAAGAAAUCGUCAGAAAUGUACAAGGGCAACAGGAGCAACAGCAGCAUCAGGAACAGGAGCUACAGGACCCGCAUCCUAAUGACUUACUAGAGUUGGACCCUUCCACACUUUGUUUUGAUGAUAUCCCGGUGAAGAAUGUGCUCUCCGACUCGCUAACCGGCUACUAUGUUCAGCCUUGGAGGAAUUAUGGAGAGGUUGAUAAAGAUUCGAGAGAGCACUUUUGGAACUUGUUCAACAAAAAAAAUCAAGUGGGCACCUGAGUUAAACAACCAAGUGAAGGACACUUUCGAAGAAAAGUUUGCAAAUCGCCUACGUGACACGUUCUACAACAUCACACAGAGGCUGAAUGGUCGCAAAGCAAGAUGGAUUAAUAAGGAUGUCCACGAAGGCAUGAUGCGAAUUGUUGCCACCGAUCCAAAAUAUAAGAAGCGGUCGGAACAAAAAAGAAGAACCGAAGAGGCGGAUCCAUGGAAAAUGUCGUUGAACCGACCCACUUUCAAGGUUCAAUGUCAUCUGUACAACAUGCUAAAAAGUUGGCUGCAAAAAACAAAGGCCAAUUUCCAAGUGCCUGGUAAAGACCAAGUGGCUUCCAACGACAAAGCAAAAAGGAUUGCGGACACCUACCAGAAGAAGCUCGAAGAAACAAGGAGUUAGGGGAUUCAGAAGAGUCCCAAUGAGUUGUACUGGGAGUCGGUGGGUGGGCGCAAUAAGAAGGGGCGUGUGAAGGGACUUGGCCAAAGUGCAGAGCUCUACUAUGGAAAACAGGGUUGAGGUUCCCGUUCUUCACAACAAUACACGUCGUCUGUCAUUUCUCAAAUGCAAGACCAGAUGGAACACAGGGUGCAAACUCUCCAAACUCAAAUGGAAGCCCGAAUGGCUGAAAUGGAGAGGAGAUACAAGGAGAGUUUUGAUGAGAUGAUGAGUCGUCUCAACAACAACGACUCAUGUUCCACCAUUCAUCCUCAGCAUCGAGACCCUAGGAACGACCCGGGUGGUGGUGGAGCAGGCCAGGGUUUCCAGGCGAUUGUGUAGCUUAGCUUUAGUCUAGCAUAGAAUCACUCUAACUUAGCUUUUGUUUGGUAUAGAUACCAAAAUGUGGACUAUCUUUUGUACUAGGACAUAAUUAUUAUAUAUAUAUGUACAUAACCAUAACCCUAAUUUCGUAGGUCGGUAAUUAAUUUUUUUAAAACAACA